Suillus plorans is the source of this 1926-nucleotide messenger RNA. RefSeq names its product Alpha/Beta hydrolase protein. Gene Ontology annotation, molecular function: serine-type carboxypeptidase activity. The record is from RefSeq and is a predicted model, not a curated record. Gene Ontology annotation, biological process: proteolysis. Bases 1 to 1926 code for a protein of 641 amino acids. NCBI's taxonomy places the organism in Eukaryota, Fungi, Basidiomycota, Agaricomycetes, Boletales, Suillaceae. The transcript is spliced from 18 exons.
AUGGUGUCUCGGUCUCGGUCGCACGCCUUUGUCUUCGCCACUGCUGCAUCUUUCAUUCUACUUGCAAAGGCACAACAAACCUCUGGCACUCCCCCAAGCAGCUGGCCUCAAGUGUACCCGGGAAUGCCGAAUGGUAGCUACAAUACGGAGUGGCAGGACUACUUCCAAGUGACUGAGAAUCUUCCAAAUGUUACAUGGUCCCUCCCUCGUAAUUGGGCAGGGAACAUUCCUGUUCAGAGAGAGGGUCAUCCUAAUGAUACCUUGUUUUUCUGGGCAUUUGAGAGCGAGGAGGGUUCUUUCACUUCUGAUUCGACUGACGCACCAUGGGGUAUUUGGCUAAAUGGAGGACCCGGCUCAUCAAGUCUUGUUGGCUUAUUGUUUGAGAAUGGCCCAAUCAAUGUACAAAACGACUAUUCGUUAUUGGAAAACCACUAUGCAUGGAACACAGUGGCAGACUACGUCUGGAUAGACCAGCCAGUAAAUCAUCCCGUCAGCGGCGUUGGGUUUGGAACUGCUGAUUCCACUGGUUAUAUUUUCGACGAGGAUCAAAUGGCGGCGGACUUCUUUGGGUUCUUGGAGAAUCUUGUCAAGGUCUUCCCCGGCUUGGCUAAGCGCCCAUUACACCUAACGGGUGAAAGCUAUGCUGGCAUGUAUAUAGCAAGUCCUUACAUAACGAAAGCUUACUUCGAGAUGGAGAAUCCGCCAGUUAUGUUGGCUAAGAUUGCUAUCGGAGAUGGCUCUAUUGCCUCUGGAGAAACAUUUGAACUCCUCCCGGUACUUAGCGUCAUCGAGACAUAUCCCCAGGUGAUCGGGUAUGACACCGAUGUCUUUGAGUACUUCCGUGAACAAGAAGCGCUUUGUGGCUAUGAUCUUACCCUUGAAUAUCCCCAAAACGGACACUUCCCAACCCUGAAUUACACUCCUGGAGAUAACCCAUCUAGUAUGUCUGCAUCGAGGCGAUACAGAGCCCGACAAGGUCAAUUCUCCAAGAAGCUGUUUUUGGCCGAAAUGGAACAGAAGUACAAUGCACGUCUGGCAAAGCGGACCACUAGUCUGUCCAAACAUGAGCGCCUGCGUGCGCGGGGUGCUUGGAAACGUGAUUUAGUAGGCCGUGCAAAUGGCACCAUCGACGCAUGGUACGGGUGCGAUGUUUACGAUGAGAUAAUGGAUUAUGCCAUAAACUUCACCUUCCCGUGGUCACCCAGUAAGGACUCUGGAGGGAUGUUCGAUGUAUAUAAUAUUCCAGAUGCCCUAAACCCUGAGGCACCUAUGGAUGGGUCAGUUUUUUUGAACAACCCACAAACUCGCGCUGCCAUUCAUGCACCGACGAGCAAGGAUUGGGCAGACUCCAUCUACUACCCAUUCGGCAACAACUAUACUAAUGGUGAUCCAAGUCUUGAACCUAUGGCAUUCCUCACAGACUUGGCCACGAAUGCCACAGCCCACAACGUCUCUGUUGUCAUAUUCUCCGGAAAUGAUGACUCCCUCAUUCCUCACCUUGGUUCACAAAUUACUAUCCAAAACACUACUUUUGGCGGGAUUCAAGGUUUCACGCGCAGACCAUCGACACCAUGGUAUGAUGAUAAUGGCGAUUUUGCUGGUAUUGUGCAUCAGGAACGCAAUUGGACUUAUGUCCUUGUUGACCACGCAGGCCACCUCGUGGGGUACACAAAUCCCCAAUCAGGUUUUGUCUUUAUCAGGGAGUUCGUCUUUGGAAACAACCAGACUGGGCUGGUCACCAACACUUCCUCGGGAUCUGCGACUGUCAUAGGUGGCGAGGUCUCUUCCCUGGCAAAUGAGAUCAUGACAGGACAGGCUGCCAUCUACUACGGCUCCGCGACUACCGAAUCCACAUAUUACUUCCCCACCGCCACAGUGCAGGCAUGGAAUGCAUAUAUUGCAACCGCUACCGGCACGCCUCUAUGA